GGCCGCUGUAAGUCUUUUUUUCAGAUUAGUAGUCCUAUUCUUCUGUGAUACUGCUGUUCAUUGUGUACAGUGUCUGCUGAGGUUAAAAUCCUAAAGAUAAUCCAUUUGAUUGAUAAAAGAAGGUCAAGGAUGGCUACCAAUCUAGAAAAAGAAGAAAGAACGUAUAAUAAGCUGUUAAAGGAAGACAAUAUCAGGGAUCAAAAUGGGUCAAGAAGGUUGGAGCAGAACGCAGUUUCGUCCAGUAUCAGCCAAAGACAAGAAGUGACUGCCGAGGAACAUUUUCCCCUAAUGGAGAAAGAAAUGGCAGGGGACAAGAAAGAGUUAAAUGAAGAAUAUGAAGGAACCUGUUUCUGUAAAUACAAUUUGAGACAUUGUCUCCCGGUAGCAUGCUGCUGCAGAAACCCAGAGCUUACUUCAUAUGAAAAUGCUGGGUUUUUGGAGCUUGCAACUUCCUCUUGGGCAAACAGCAUUAUUACAAAGGGUUUCAAAACUACCCUGCAACUUACUGAUCUAGGUGAACUCUCAAAAAAGCAAACUGCAAAACAUAGCCUGAGUAAGUUUAUGAGGUAUUAUGCACAUGAGAAGUCAAAAAACAAUGCUGAAGAUGUCUCUCUUGGGAAGGUAUUUUGGAGAACAACAAGAACAAAGUUUCUCUUGGGUAUCAUUUUCCUUAUUGCAUAUCUAUCAUUGGAGUUUCUCAAGGCUGCUGUGGUACUUAGAAAGGUGCUAGAGUUUGUAGAAAAGCCUACUGGAUCGGUCACAGAUGGGCUAAUAUGGGUUGUUGCUUUGUUCCUGUUUGGAAUUAUUCGCUCACUUCUCAUCAGCUGUGGAUUUCUUAUCAUGCUGUUUGCUGGUAUAGAGGCCAGGGCUGCUGCACUUAGUCUAAUCUACAGAAAAUUAUCCAAGUUGAAAUCUGUUGGAAACAAGUCUAUUGGAGAGCUCGUCAAUCUUUGUGCCAAUGAUACUCAGAGGAUUUUUGAAUGUUGCCAGUUCAGCAUCUUUUUGUUUGGUGCACCAUUUUUGGCUAUUCUGAUGUCCGUUUAUAUGUAUCUAAAAUUUGGACCAUCUUCACUCAUUGGUAUUGGCAUCAUGAUAUUAUUCCUGCCCAUCCAGGCUUUGCUUGGAAAACUCAUUGUUAAAACCAGAGCUAAAGUUAUCCGUAUAACUGAUAAGAGGGUAAAAAUGGUCAAUGAAGUCAUCACAUGGAUUAAACUGAUCAAGAUGUACGCUUGGGAAAUGUCAUUUUCCAAUGUGAUAAAAGAGCUAAGAUCUAAAGAGAAGCGGUUGCUCGCUGGUUUACUGUUAAUGCAGGCAGUGAACAUGUCCAUGGCAACAUUACUCUCCUCCAUCGCCCCAAUUGCAACAUUUGCAGCUCACAUUGCAUUUGGAAACAACCUUACUGUUUCUGAGGCUUUCACCAUCAUUGUUUUGUUCAACAUCUUCCCACCAACUAUUGCCCUUCUUCCAAUUGCGGUGCGUGGCUUGUCCGAGUCAAUCAAUGCCAUAAAACGCUUUCAGAAUCUUAUGAAACUCGAAGAAUUUGUUCCAUUUGAAAAUGAGCCUAGCGAUUCGUCUUUGGCAGUGAGUCUUCAAAAAUGUGACUUUGCAUGGAAUAUACCAGAAGAUGAAAUGAAAGAAAAAGGGAAGAAGAAAAAGACAUCAGAAGCGCAAGAAUCCAGUCAAGAGGCCAACGUCUACACAAAUGGUAAAAACGGAGACACUGAGCCCAAAGUUCAGUUCAAGAAUACAGACGGUCCAAAGCGACAUGGACCUGUACCAAAAGGAAUCACGCCCUUGGAACUCAAACUCAGCCCGACACUUUACGGCAUCAAUCUCGAUGUGAAAAAGGGUUCACUGGUGGGAAUCUGUGGUCGUAUUGGAAGUGGAAAGAGCUCGCUCAUUCAAGCUGUUCUUGGUCAGAUGAAUCUAACUUCUGGUAGCGUGGAAGUGGAAAAAUCUAUUGCAUAUGUACCUCAACAAGCAUGGAUUAUUAAUGAAACUGUGAGGAGUAACAUUCUUUUUGGUGAGGAGUACAACGAUGCAAGGUACAAAGAAUCUUGCAGUAUGUGCGCUCUCAAUAAAGAUCUUGAAGCAUUCGAAAGCGGAGAUCUAACUGAGAUUGGUGAAAGAGGGAUUAACCUUAGCGGUGGGCAGAAACAGAGGGUCAGCCUCGCAAGAGCUCUGUAUUCCAAUUCAGAGUUCUAUUUGCUGGAUGACCCAUUAAGUGCCGUCGAUGCUCACGUUGGUCAAUAUAUCUUCAUGAAUUAUGUGAAAAAAGGACUUAAGAGCAAAACGUGCUUGUUGGUGACACAUCAACUGCAGUACUUGGAAGAUUGUGACGAAGUAAUAUUUAUGGAAAAUGGUCGGAUUGCCGAGAAAGGAACCUAUAAGGAUUUAUUAGCAGCUCAAAAUGGUUUUUCGAAGAUGAUUCAAGACUUCAAGCAAGAAAACCAGAAGGAGGAGCAGAAUGAGGCAAUUGAAGCCAAUGGGCUUGGUCGAAUGAUAUCUGUCAAGAAAGAGAAUACGACACCUCGUAAAACAAGGAAAAGGACUGCCUCGACCUCUUCUUCAAAUUCAAGCGAGUUGAAUUUUGGUUUGGUUGGCAAUGAUGGCGAUGUGGUCGUUGAAGUUGAGCAGAAUGAAGAAGAAAAAAUAGAACGAGGGAAAAUAAUAGCAAAAGAGGAAUCCGCUGUUGGCUCUGUUUCAUGGAAAGUUUACGCUACAUUUAUGAAGGCCUCUGGGGGUUACUUUAUUUCCGCUCUUGGGUUAAUCAUGCAAAUAUCAGUUCUUGGAAUUAUAACUUUCGGAGAAUGGUGGCUUAGCAAUUGGCUAACGACUGCAGAGAAACCUGUUGCUGAAAGGAUUGGGGGUAAUGUGACCAUGGUCGUGUUGAGCCUAGCUGACCAUCCAGAGACGCCCUUUUUCAUGUCGAUAUACGUGGCCGUCGGUGGCGCGAUGUUUUUACUCCAGAUGAUCGCCUCAGUCAUUUUCGUGUGCUUGUUUAUCAGUGCUUCCACGAAUCUACACAACAUGGUUCUUAAGUCGAUUCUUAAAUGUCCUAUGAGGUUUUUUGAUACCACACCAACUGGGCGCAUUUUGAACCGAUUUUCCAGAGACUUGGAUGAAAUAGAUGGGCGCUUGCCGUGGACAACGGAAGCCCUUGUGAAGAAUAGCUCAAGAAUCAUCAUUGCACUGGUUUUCGUUGCUGCGAUAUUCCCUUGGUUUCUUAUUGCCAUCGUACCGUUAGCUCUUCUGUUCUAUUAUUUGUAUUGCAUGUUCAGAAAAACCAACAGAGAGAUGAAGCGUCUAGACAAUACGUCUCGUUCCCCUGUUUUCUCUCAUAUAACAGCCUCGGUUCAAGGCCUCGCAACUCUUCGUGCAUACAAAAAGACUGAACAAUUCCAAGAUAUCUUUGACCAUCAUGUGGAUAGGAACUCGUUGCCUUUUUUCAUGUUCUUUUUAUCGUCACGUUGGUUUUCAAUACGACUGGAUUUUCUCUGUGUUGUUACAUCGACAGUCACGGCUAUUAUCGCUGUAGUUACAGCUGGUUCUUCUGUCUCUCCUGCAUUGGCUGGACUUGCAAUCAUGUACAGCUUAAGGAUUACGGGACUGUUUCAGUUUACCUGUCGACUUGCAGCAGAAACUGAAUCUAGAUUUACAAGUGUGGAAAGAAUGGACCACUACGCAAGGUGUUUGGAACAGGAGGGGCCAUUUGAAAAGGGAGAUGCACCAGCGAAUUGGCCGUCGGAUGGAAGGAUUGAGUUCGUCGAUGUUAAGCUAAGGUAUCGACCCAACCAGCCAUUGGUUCUGAAAGACGUGUCGUUUUCGAUCAAAGCCAUGGAAAAGAUCGGCAUUGCGGGUAGAUCCGGUGCUGGAAAGUCAAGCAUUUUCGUGGCUUUGUUACGAUUAGCUGAAAUUGACGAAGGACAGCUAUUAAUCGAUGAUCAAGAUAUCUCAGAAAUUGGACUGACAGAUCUUCGCUCGAAACUGUCAAUCAUUCCGCAAGACCCUGUGCUGUUUGUGGGUACCUUGAGGUAUAACCUUGACCCUUUUGGAAAACGCGGUGAUGAAGAGCUUUGGCUUGCUCUUGAGAAAGCUCAUAUGAAAGACACUGUUGCAAACCUUCCGCUAAAGCUUGAAACUCUGGUUGUUGAAAAUGGUGAAAAUUUUUCUGUUGGAGAAAGACAGUUACUGUGCAUGGCAAGAGCCCUGGUUCGAAAGAGCAAGGUUUUAUUGCUAGACGAGGCAACAGCAGCCGUUGACACGCACACAGACACAAAUAUUCAAAUAACAAUACGUGAAGCAUUCAAAGAUUGCACAGUAUUAACAAUAGCUCAUCGGUUAAAUACAAUCAUGGAAUGUGACCGGAUAAUGGUCGUAGAUUCUGGUCAGGUUGCUGAGUUUGAUACUCCGUCUAAUUUGAUGUCGGAUGAGUCAUCGAAGUUUUCAACAUUAGUCAAGUCUUCUGUACUUUUUAAAUAAUUUUGACAGUUUCAGUAUAGAUAUGUCAAACACCUUUACAUUUUGUAUAUCCUUAGUCUCGCAAGCGUAUGUGUCGACAGUUUAUUACGUUUUUCAGAGUCAUUAUAGCAUUUACUAGACAAUUAUUACAAAGUAUUUGGUACUGAUGUUAGAAUUAUUUCAGACAGUUCAGAAAAAUAGAUUAACUAUCGUGUUGUGUUGUUCAUUUAAGAAUUAACUUUUUUACACAUUACGAAAAAGGCAGUAUAAAUGAUCGAUUUCAACCCGUAUUGAGGUCAGCACGGGCCGAGAUUAUUAGCCAUGGCUUUUUUGCCCGUAAUCUCAGCCACUUGGCCUUUUUAAUGGCUGAACUUGUCACGACUGCCUGGGUUGUUGAGAUUUUAUUACGAAUGCACCACGAGGGUUAACACGGUCAACCGAGCUCGAACUGACUCUAUGUUGAACAGGACAUUGGUUGAAAAUUCUUAUUGUCUUUAAAGAUAUCGCUCUAGACAGAUCUGAAAACUGUCAUUUUGUGUGAGUUGAUAAAUGAAAGAUAAGGCCACGCUCAAUUAACUCACAGUGCUUCCAGCAAAGAUGUCUUCUUGUUCUCUUUCAACAAUUUUUACUUGUUACAUUCUCUAUUCCCUUAAUCUGUCUUCUUCAUUCUGUUAUUGACAUUAUUUUCAUGUUCAAUCACUGCCAAAAUUACUUGGAGCACCCAACACUUUGCGCAGUGCUUUUCUAUUUUUCAUUUGUUUUCCCGAAUACUACUACUUCCGUCCCCCCCCCCUCAGAACAAUGUUGAAAGUAUAGGAAAAUUAGGGGGAAAGGGGGAUGGCUGAAUUUGCCGUUAAAAACUGACGUUAGUGCUCCUAGACCUUUGGCAGUGAUUGUACGUCGACGUGCUUCGUGUCUGCCAUCCCUUUUUUUCCAUUUUUUGUAGCAAUUGUCCUAAAUUUCAAAGAAUCCCAAAGGCUUCAUUAUACUGACUCAAAGGCCUUAUAUUAAUUGAAAACUGUUUUGCUCAUCAGUGCAUCUGUGCGUACAAGCAGGGUUAAUAGCCAGUGCAGAAUUCACAAUCAAAAUUUACAAGUGACAACUAUUUCUUGAAUUUGAUCGUUAUAGGGGGCUUCUUUUUAGAGAACAUCCCUCUGUAUUAUUGCCCCAUCUAGUGAAUAAUGCAAAGGUGUCUUCGUAGUAAGCUGAGUAGUUUUAAUGCCCUAACCUUCUUGUAAAUUUAUAUGAAUCAGUAUACCUGUAAUUAUUUUUACGUCAAAGGGGCAUUUUUAAUAUUACCUUGUUGAUAGCUGUCAUUGGUUAACCGAUUUUUAUUUACAUCAAAUGCAUAAAAUCAGUUUAUAGCUUUUUUGUUGUAUUCGUAAGAUGUAGAAUAAAACGGAAUGUUCGGUUCAGUUCAGAAACUGCUAUUUUUGCUGCAAAUCAAUGGAUAUCAGUAAUUUAUAAUAUGUCGAUGUGAUCAGAUUUACGGAAAAUGUUGAAAUAUAGAAUUGUAGGAUGUUAGAUAUUAUCGAAAUCAUAGAUACUACGAAAGUGUGGAAAUUUUUUUUUCAUCACUAAAUCAAACAUAUGUUUGUUGUGUUUUUUUAAUUUUCUGUUCGAAAAUACUAGACAAAUCCUUUAAAAUUUUGCAGAUAGAAAUAGUUGAUUUAAAUGUAUAAUUAGAAAUAGCAUAUAUAGUUACUUCAAGUGUGUAUUCCUAGAGGCAGAAUUUUCAAAUCUAACAAAUGAUACGCUGCUGUAAUACCUUUCCUCGACUCCUUCAUUUUUGUGUUCUGCACCCCUUUGUGGGUCAAACCUAGUCAAUCCUUUUUACCGUGCCAAACCUAGCCAAGCCUUUUUUUGCCGUUUGGAGCCCAAAGGCGCCCUUUUAAGUCGAAUAUGGGCUUUUAACAAUAAUAGCAUUUUUUUAAAGUAGGUACACGGGGUCGAACUACCCUAUAUCCCAGUAAGGAUGCAGGCUGCACUAUGAACGCUACCUCUGUUUACCUAAUCUCUGCACUCCCAAUUUUGAUAGGAAAAUCGUUGGUCUCGGCAAGUGGAAAUUUUUACGGAGGAGCAAAGGUUGAUUUUUCAUCCGCUUUCUUACUGUCAGAAAAGCAACUGUCGCAUUUUUUCUACAGUUUUAACAUUUGGAUUGAAAAUAUCUCUAAUUUUGGUACGUGAUUUCGAUGUCGUAAAUGACAUGCCUGUUAUAACUGCAGAAUCGAUAUUACCAUUAAGUAUAACUUAAUUUAUGAAAAGGGAGUGAAAAGAUUAAGUAGAAUGUUAAACGGCUCCUGGUUGCAAUUAUCAAGAAGGACAAACGAAAGCUGGAUUUUGGGUAGCUAAAGAUAAUCAAAGCUGAUGAUCGAAGGUCAGAUGUGGAAAGAUGGUGCACUCAAGGAUGCAUCAAUUAGAUAAAAGAUAAACUUAAAUGCUUAACUUUCAAACUGGGUCGAAAUGACCCACCAUGCCUUUGCAGCUUGGAGACAUUCAGUCUAAGGACCUAUUUGCAUUUCAUCCAAUCAGGCAAAGAGUGUUAAAACAGAUGAAUAUGAUCAUUGGUCUCUUCUUGGCAUCAGACUCACCAGCUUAACCUCUGUGUGGGAGCAUUGGUUCAUUCACAUAUGAAACGCCAGUCAAAAUCGAAAUAUGUGCGGUUAAAAGCCAAUUGUAAAUAAAACCUCUCUUAUUAUAAAGUGGUGACAUAACGAGGAUUUGUUCAAUCAAAGUGUCUCAAUGACUGUGCACGUUGCUCAAGAAUAUCGUAUUUUGCUCUAGUCACCGAGAGAAGCAGUCGAAAACCACACAGCCCGAACGAGAAGAGAACAUGGCCAAAGUAAUCGCACUGUUUGUUGCUGCAGCCUUGAUGGUUUGUUAUGUGGCCUCGCGAACAAUACCGGCUUGUAAAGUUGGGAGUGACUACUACCCUGUCAAUGAACUUUUUGUCACAAACGAUUGCAAACUCAUGUGCAUUUGCCAAGCUGGAAGUGCCGCAGCUUGCUCACCAUUGUGUCCCAAAAAAGUCUCCAAGAACUGCACUGCAAACGAAGGAAUUUUCAUUCGCUAUGAAGUGCAAUCUUUCAAGCCGAAAUGUUUUUGUGAGAGGGAAACAUGCGUACAAAGACACAGUACCUAAUCUGCAGAAAUAGAACCUUUCCUGGGGCUAGAUUUGUAGACGUCAACACCAACGGCUAUGGAUGCUGACCAGCACCAAGUUAUCUCAGACAAAAGAUUGCUCUAUCUACUUUUAGAUUGAAUAAGUACAGCAAGUUAAAACCUUAAAAAUAUUUCACAGCCUAGAGUUUUGUUAUUAAAGGAACAUUCAUAUUAGCUGUUAACAUUUCUGUAUUAUACAUAUUGUUGAUAUUAAAAGUUUGUUUGUACUGCAUAGGGUCGGUCUUAAGCAUGAAUGCAAAGAACAGUGAAAUCUUGCGAAGUCUUUUAUGUAAAGGAAAGAUUAUGGCAAAGGUUUGGUUUAUUUGCUGAUUUUCAUGAUUUUUAUGUUUCAUAUUUUCCUUUUUUAUAAACAAACAGCUUUUUUACUGCAUUUAAAGAAAGAAUAUAAUUCUAGUUUUAGAAAAUUUUUCUUGUAAAGUUCUUGGUUUUGUUUAUUGUUAACGAAUAUGAGUAGUUAUUUGCUAUGUUUUUGGGCGUUUUGUUUUCGCUAGAUCUGAAAUUAAGAGAUCGAUGAUGUAUUUAGUCUCUGUGUGCGACCUACUACCUAUUGAGUUGCAAAUUUUUGAAGUUAUAGCGUAGCUCUGUUUUCUUUUUGGUGUUAUAAAUGCAUUCACUUUUAGUAAAAGUUUUGCUUUGAAGUUGAAAAAUGUCAUUUUU
This is a messenger RNA of Rhopilema esculentum, 8301 nucleotides long. RefSeq names its product ATP-binding cassette sub-family C member 5. The record is from RefSeq and is a predicted model, not a curated record. Gene Ontology annotation, biological process: transmembrane transport. Lineage: Eukaryota; Metazoa; Cnidaria; Scyphozoa; Rhizostomeae; Rhizostomatidae. Gene Ontology annotation, cellular component: membrane. Gene Ontology annotation, molecular function: ATP binding; ATP hydrolysis activity; ABC-type transporter activity.